Silurus meridionalis is the source of this 13602-nucleotide messenger RNA. RefSeq lists its product as uncharacterized. The coding region runs from base 930 to 12455 and encodes 3841 amino acids. NCBI's taxonomy places the organism in Eukaryota, Metazoa, Chordata, Actinopteri, Siluriformes, Siluridae. The record is from RefSeq and is a predicted model, not a curated record. The transcript has 2 exons.
CAUCUAAAUCAUGUCACCAUGGAAGAUAAACAGCUGUUUGAUCUGGUGUUUUCUAAAGCACAAUUUAAUUAAAGAGUUCUGCAACAAUGAUUAAAAGUGUUUCUGACCUUCCUUUUGCUCUACUUUAACUUCCCCUGUGUGAUUGUCCCUUUAUUUGCCAUAGCUCCUUUUCUCUCUGUCUCUCUAUCUUUCUCUCUGUCUCUCUCUCUUUUUCUCUGCACUGUGCUGGCAGUGAACUGUACUUGGAGGUUUUUUUGGCAGAUGGCUGGCCGUUCUUUUGGCUGGGGCUAGCCCCGGAGUGUGCUACUGGCUGGGAGAGUAAGGGGAGAGGGAAAGAGGGAGAGAGGGAGGGAAAUAGAAUGGGAGGGAGGGAAGGAGAGAGGGGGGAGGCGUGGUCUCCAGCUGGUAAUGAAGACUUCUCUUUUCAUCCUCAGACUGUAGAGUUGGAGUGGCCGGGGCUGGGGGCUGCAGUGUUCCAGUACACUCUCUCUCUCACUCUUUCUCUCUCCCCCUCUCUCUCUCUCUCUCUCUCUCUCUCUUUUUCUCUCUCUCUAUCUCUCUCUGUCCUUCUUUCUCUCUCUUCCUCUCCUCCUCUUCUUUUCCCUCCCUCCCUCUCCCUCUCCCUCUCUCUCUUUUUCUCUCUCUCUCCUCUCUCCCCUCACAUGAGCCCUGGGUCUAAAUGCGAAGUUCUGGAACUUCUACGGCAGAUAUGAAGCUCUCACACAUGGACUCCACACACACACAGGGCUUAAGGAUGAUUACAGAUGAUCAUUUUCUCUUCGAUGAAACGAGGAGAUAAGGAAGAAGAUAUAAUCUAGUUUUUUUUUCUGCUCGUGCCACUGGAGAAACUUCCAGACUACAGCAGAAUGUCAUUGUGCCACAGACUCCAUAGAUAAGGAGCAGACUGCUGAAUCAGCUACGUUGGCAUCAUGGCAGGAGAGGCCAAACAAACAUAUGCUACCAAAGAGCUGGAUGCAGAGAUCAACCAGGAAGAAAAGAAGAUUGCAAGUGAGCAGUUCAACGCAAAAGCAUUUAAAGGGUCCCCUGAGCACUUCCAGAAUGUGUGUGUGGAGUCACAGACUGUUAACACGAAUACUAAGUUUGUAGAAAAGGAGAAAGACAACCCUCAACAACGUGAAGCUGUUAUCCGGCCACAGCAGGCAGGAAAAAUUGAUUUCAAGUCGUUGCAGAACCGGUCGAACUUUGCCAGUGAUAGAACAUGGCCUAAUGGCAAGGUUAGUCCUCAGUCUCCGAAUGGGAAGAGUCGUAUUCGGGAUAAGGGGAAAAAGUCAGGAAAAACAGAGCGUACUAACCCACAGCAGCUGUGCAGACUGAGUACUACAAAUUCACGUUCCAAUCCCACAAUAGGGAUAGCUUAUCCACAGCAGAAGCUUUCACCUCCCAAGAAGCUGGAGGCCAGCCGAGGCCCUGUCUCAGGCAGCUACAGGUUUCAUGUACCAAAUAUCCCAGAGCGAGAGGCAGAACUGCAGCAGGAGGAGUUUAACCUGAACCGCUGUUUCCAGGAGAGCUCUAACCUCAUUUCUCCAAACUAUACCUCACAACCAGUGGGCUCUGCCGCAGGGGGCUCUACUCACCAGCACCCAGCAUCCACUGCACCUCAGCAACCACCCAUUGCAUUAGAGACUAAUAACACUCAAGCUGUCAACCAAAUGCUUUUCCCUGACUUUCAGCUGAGUGGAGCUGACAUGUGGCAGUCUCCUGACAGGGUUUUUAGUAAUGCUAGUUUUGGGCUCCCAUCACAAAAGUCUAACAGUGUUGUGGAUGUGAAUAAACCCAAUAGCUUUGUUCCAUUACCAUUUCAGUAUGGAUAUCCAUUACUGGAUAAUGCAGACUCCUUUCCUUGUGAUCAGAAUCCACAGCCACAAGAUUUAAUACAAGCAUCUUUGGGUCCCAACCAAGUGACCCAAAACUCAUUUUCUUUUCAGUCCUCUGGGGACGAGCAUGAGGUUGUGCAAAGCAAUACAAAACUGAAUUACGAACAGUCAGCGGACAGGCAAUAUUCUUUACACUCCAAACCUCCACAGUAUGUGCAGACUCCCCAUGCUAUACCUUCGUCUGUGCAUUGCGCAAGAAGUACAGGUGGUAGUGUUAGUAAUGGUGAUAGCAAAGAAUCAAACAAUCAACAACCAGAUAAGAAAAAGAGUGCUAUAUGUGAUAAGUCAGAUAAUUAUUGUCCAGUAGACACUAAGGAUAUAGGUGCCCUUGCAGAGGGGAAAAGAGGCUGCCAUUCAAAGAACAGUACUUCUAGUCAAAGAAUUCUUAUUCAAGGCAGUGUUCAUCACAUCAGAAAUAUUGCACAGACUCAAGGCCCUCAGAUACACUUUUCAAAAAAGACUUACAACAAUUCCCCAACAAAUAUCAUCCAUGUGGGUUCAGCACCUCUUGACAAAAACAGUAGAGUAACACAGCCAUGGGAAGGGCCCAACAAAACCUUUCCAUUACCCUUAGAUCAGAACUCCACCCCGUACCCAUUUCAGUGCCAGCCUCCCCUUGAGCAAAGACAAAAUGCAGGAAUUAACAGCCGCAUGCCCUGGCAGCAGAUCCGCCUUACUGCAGCAAUGCCAAACCAAAACAGGAUUGAGCUUUCCAGGCAACUUAGUAAUCAGCAAAUGGCUUUUUUGAUAACUCCAUCUGACUGGAAUGAGGACAGUAAGUCUCAAAAAAGCAACAACCAGAAAACCUCUAACGAAUUUCCCAGUAGAUCCAGUGAGGUUUUUUCAAAACUGAGGCAAGACAGUGUCAAGCAGGGCUGUAGUACAAUAUCACCAUGUCAGUUUACUAAUAAAGUGGAAUCAAGCCAAAACCAAGUUGGAGAUACUAAAAAUAAGUCAUUAUACUUUCAUCCAGUGCAUGGCUCUGCACCAAGAACUCCCAGUUACCCUCCACUGCAUGUUCCAACUAUGGAACUGAUGAUGGUUUCCCCUUAUGAUUCCCCCUCACACUCACCCAUACAAAACCAAUUAGCUAGCAGCACAUGCUCCUCUCUUUCACCAGACUCUACUAGCCCUGUCAGCAGUUGCUCCGAUGACAGCCAGAAGGCAUCUCCAUCUCAGUUUUAUAACCAGGUGCAAAACAAGCCAUCACUAGACAGCCUUAGUUCUAAUCAGCAUCAAUACCAUUCAGAUGUUUCCCGUAGCCUGCGGUACAACCAAGAAAAAGGCAAAGAGAAUAUUGUGAGUUUUUCAUCAAAUAGCAGACAUUUGAAACCUAACGUGGAAAGUGGGAAAGGUUGCAUGGACAGCUACGGAAUGGAGCACCGUCCACCACCACCAUAUUCAGCUCACCAACUGUUAGCUAGCUCUUUGGCUACAGCAAACCUUGACCAACUGGAUGUACUUCUCACAUGCAAGCAGUGUGAUCAGAAUUUUAAUAACCUGGCUUCGUUUCUUGAUCAUAAACAAUACUGUGGACAGCAUCCCUUUGCACAAAAUGACUUCAAAGAAAAUCGAAAAGUGGAGGAUGCAAAGAAAUUUCAGGCAGAUCACACAAAAGCUAUCCCAACAGGUACCAAUUUUGCCAUGUCACGGAGUUCAUCUGAUUUGCACAUGUCCCUGCUAGGGCUUAACAAGAAUGGGGAGAUAAUGCCUGACAGUGAAGCCAAAGUUGAUGCAAAGGAUGACCCUAUGAAACUCAUGCUGCCAUCUGCAACACUCCCUGACUUAGAGAUUGAAGAUGCUAAGUUAGACAGUCUUAUCACUGAGGCAUUGAAUGGACUUGGUUAUCAGUCAGACAAUGCUGAAAUUGAUAGUAGCUUUAUUGAUGCGUUUGCAGAUGAUGAGAUCACCACUACAAAAUGCUCAUCUAGUCGACAGACUCUGAAAACCAAAGAUUCUGUAAUGUUUGAGAGUCGAAGUAAGCAUGAAUUCACAGCCAGUGAAAAAUCAUUAACACAGCAAAAGUAUACCUUUGAUGCAGACUUUGACUGCCUCACUGCUGAAAGCAAACAUGCUGAUGUUACUUUCAAAGAAAAUAACCAGGAUUUAGAGACACAUAUAGAAGGUAACAGAGAGGAGAACUCUCUUCUAAAGAAGGAAUCCACCUUGGAGGAAACUAACACACAUACAGAAUGGGUUAAAGAGACACUAAAGUCAGAUAAGACACCAGAUAAAAGUGAGCUUGGUCCCAGGUUUCUCUUGUCCAAAAAGUUUUCAGAAAGAGGUGGACUCAAAACUUUACAAAGCAGCACCCCAUCUGUUAAAACACCUACUCUGCAAUCCCCAUCUGCCACUAGGAGUCUGACACCACAGAGGCCAAUAGUGAAGGAGAGGAAAAGGAAAAGGAUCAGUGGAGGGAGUUGGAGUAAGGAGCUCAUUCACAAAAUAGUUCAGCAAAAAAAUAAGCUUCAUAAGCUCCAUGUGAAAGGCACUAAAAACAUGCAGUUCUCACUAGUGAUGGAGAGAGUGACACCUACAAUACAGAAUCCUACUUUCAGAGAGUAUGAUUACAUCUCUGAUUCAGAUGAGGACUGUGAGCCUGUGAAGAUAGCCAGCCAGGGCCGCCUUAGUCAGAGCAUUCGUUGCAAGUACACAUAUACAAAAGAAUGUAAAGGAAGAAUAAGAGCAGAUAAGAACAGGGAAAGUCCAUGGAAGCAAGACAAGAUAGAGAGCUUUGAAUUGAAGAAAGCUGAAACUGUCUCUCCACCUUUAAUAAAAGAAAUCUCUGGCCAUCAAAGGGUGCGUCGGCGAAGCAGCAGAUCUUCAACCAGCAGUGAACUCAGCACAUCUGUGAGUGUCUCCAGCGAGAGCAUCAGUAGCCCUAAAAGCAUUGAUCGCACAGAUUCAGACUGUGAAAAAAGAGUGGAGAUAAGGAAAAAAGAACAAGAUUCCUUUGAUCAGGACAGAUCUCCACAAAGAAUAUUAAAAGAGUCAAGCACAUCAUUAGCUUUGACCUUCACCAAAAACACAAAACAUUAUAGCACUGACAAGAUUCUACUCUCUGAACUCAAAGACAGUUAUACUACGUCAAAGUGUUCAAAUGUUAUCAGUACAACAGAAGAGACUGCAUCAGAGCAUACCUUGACUAAAAGUACUGUCAGCCUUGCAACAUUCAAAACCACCACAGUGGAGGUGGAAGAAAAAAUGGACCACUAUGGCGCUGAAAUGGGAAUUGCUACAAACACAGAGGAGACCACGCCACUCAGCAAAGACUACAAAGAUUGCAAACAAGCGAGCAAGCAUCUCAGAAUGACUGGUAAAACAAUGAAUUCAGUGAAGACCAAAAAUGAUAAAGAAAUCAAAAGAGAUCCUGCUUUAUUAAAAGGAAGAACAUUACACAAGAAGAAAGAGUCACACCAAGAUUCAGACUCUUCUCCAGUCUCCUUUGAGAACUUUAAUAAUGAUAUUUCUGCAAUCGAAGAAACAAAGUCUGCUCAGACUGACUUGUUCUCUGAGCCUCCAUCACUUUGCAGUUCACUUAUGGAUGAAGUGUGUUUAUCUUCUGCUAAAAUGAAUGAUGCACUCCCACAGAAAGACAGAUCAUGUCUUAUGCCAUAUGCAUUAGAGCAUGAACAAAGUCUUAUGAAAUCACCCCUUUCAUUUGAUACAACAUCAAUGUUUGGUGACCUUACAGUUGGUGGAUUUGACAAUAACUUGUAUCCAGAUAUUCAACUAACUAAAGAAAGCUUUGGUCCAAUAGACCCUGCAGCUGACAAGAAAGAGCUGUUUGAGUCAUCCUUUUCACCAUUAUUAGAGCAGAGAGAUUGGGGCCUAAUGGUUGAUGUGACUUCUGAACUACCAGAUGGGAUUGCACCAUACAAAGAGGACUCAGACCUAGCAAAUAAUAAAAAGAUCUGUUUUAACCAAGUCCCUUUCCCACUGACAGAGAAAAUAAUAGACUACCAUCCAAAUCUCAGUGGUUGUGUCUCUGAUGAUGAGCUUGAGAUUAAAAGAAUUGUGACAGAACUUGAGAGCCAGCUCCAGUCAGCUAAGCUAAGUAGUCCUUCUCCACUUGAUGGUGAGCCACCAAAACACUUGACUAUGAGUAAAUUUUCACCAUUAAGACUGGAUGAUCAUGUUACUGGAAGUGAUCAGAGUAGCUUGGAGGUGGUUUGCCAGUCAGAAAGCUUGAGACUUGCUGCACCAGCAGACUCCCACUCAGAACUAUUCUCUGAACCUGACCUGCCAUGGUCCAGUCCAGUUCAGUUUGGGUUACUGGGUGGACAACAGUGUCUUCACACUCCAACGCACCCGACUGUGACAGACACCACACUUCAUUUAGGCACAGAAAGCUUACAUGAAAAGGGUGGUGCAGAACUAAAUAUUCAAAACACAGACAAACCAGGAGAAGACGAAAACAAUGGAGAAAAAACAGGGAGUAUUGAUCCUCUGGGCAAAGCUAUGGCCAAAUCAGAAGAAAUGAUUGAACAGGAAAUAUACACGGAAAACCUCAUGAAAAGCCUAGAGGUGAUCUCAGAUUCUUUAUCGUCAGGGCUGGAAACCGCUCAAUCAUCUGUUCAUCAAAAAGAAUGCUGCAAAGAACAGGAAAAGGAGGAUGGUGAGGAAAAGACAGAAAAGACUAUGUUCACAAUUGAGUCUGAAAGAAUGGACUCUAGUUACUCUGUGGAGGAACAUACUGAAUGCUUAUCGGAUGUAAAUAAAACAUUAUUGGAACAACCCCCCAAACUUAUAACAGGUGACAUUUGUGAGCCAAAUGUAGGUGGCAAAACAGAAAACUUCAGUGAUGUUGAGAGUAAUGAUGUCAGUCUGCAUGACACAGAGGUAAAUGAGCCAAAACCAGCAAGCACUUGUGUUUCGAUCGAUUACUCAAAAGACUCAACGUUACCCUCUGUUAUAUUUGAUCAUGAAACUUGUCAACCACCAGUAGAGAUGGGGAACGUUAGUCCUGAAGUAGGAAAUGUGGAAGAUUUUCAUUUAGAAGGUCCUCCCAACAAUCCAAAUGCCCUGCCAACAUUACCAGAUGUUCUAAAAGAUGAAAGCACAAAGACACUUAAACAGGAAAGCAGCCAAGCAGAAGAAAUGUUCAUAGAAACAAAUGCUACCAAAGAUUGCAAAGGCAUGCAUGAAACCGCAUCAGUAAAUUAUAGUACACAAGUCAAUAAGAUUGAAAAUGGCACGGCUGAGAGAGCAAAAGCAAAUGAUACAAAGCCAGAUAGUGGUUCAGUCUUUGAAAUAAGAAUUAAGUCUCCUUAUAGUAAAAAUGCCCAAAUUCUGGGGAAAGACACAGGCAUGAUGAGCACACAUGAGCAAUCACAAAUGGACAAACAGGAUCAGAACUGUGAGGACACAUUGAGAAUGACAUUUUCUGAUGCACACAGUUCAAUUGGAGAGAAUAUACAGACCAAUCUUCCUGAGAAUCCAAAACUAGAAUCUGUACCACCAAUUAGCCCAUCGCCAUUGGUUCCUCCCUAUGUUUCUGCAAAGAGUUCCCCCUUGCAAGGAGAAAAGAGUCUAUUAACCAGUUGUUGGACCAAUAUUAAUAUAAUUAGCCCUUCUUUGAUUGAAGAAACACUAACCAUUAAAGGUUCUGCAGAUAUAGAUAAUGCUAGGUCACUUACUUGUGAGUCAUCCAACACAGCUACUAAGAUAAGUAAUUCAUUUGCUUCCAAUCUGAACCAUCCUAAAACUACAGAAAACAAAAUAUCCAGCCCCAGAACAAUGUUAACUGUGGACAGCAUCUCCAAUCAUCCUUUUUAUGAUGCAAAUGAGAAAUCAGAAUUAUUGGAUGUUACCCAAAACAAAGACACAUUAUAUGAAUUCAAACUAAGCCCCAUGAAUUAUAGUGAAACAAAGUUCACUAGCUGCAGCCAAAGUUCUAAAAACUUAAAUAAAAGUAUUGAUGUUCAGUCCAACAUUAAAUCAAGCCCAAAAGACAGCCUCAACCUUAAUGCUUGUGCACUAACUCUCAAUACGGAGCUAUCACCAAAGUGUCGACUCAGUCCAAUACAUGUUCAAAAUGAGCUUGAACUAUCUACCUAUGAUCACUUGGUCAAACUGGACAUACCACAUUUUCAUGACAGUGCCAACCAAAAUGAUAUUAAAUACUGCUGCAUUUCACCCACCAAUAAUCUACAUGUAGAGCACAGAGCUUCAGAUGAUAAGGACCAACUCUCAAAGCUUCACCAAAAUAAUAUGAGCACUUGUCAUGUUCCACUUGAUUCUAUUGAUUACAUGGAUUUAAACAUUAAUCUUCUGAGGAAGGCAGAUGCUGAGAAUCUACAAAGUCAGAUAACUACUUUUAAACUGGACUCAUUGCCUCAGAACCCUAUUAUGUCUGAUGUUCAAGAAACACCAAAUCUGAAAGAUCAGAUACCAGCAGCAUCCCUAAGUUUUACAAGUUUGCCAAGCUCAGUAAUGACUCUGUGCACAAAGCAGUCAGACAUAAAGCCCUCGCCAAAAAAAUGUGCUGCACAGAAUGCAGUUCAAGGAAAAUUUCAGUGUGAAAUAUGCUUGAUGUACUUUCGCACUCUACCUGGACUUAAGCGACACAAAGCCAUGAAGCACACAGUUAAAACUGAAGGAAUAACAACACAAAAGCCAACUUUGAACAACCAAGGCUUUGCACCACACCCAGUGGAUACAGAGCUAAAAGAUAACUUGAGGAUCCUUGAUCCAGUGGUCUUGCUGAAUCCUGGCAAUGAUGGCACACCUGUAACACACUGUAAUCUAACAGCUCUGAAUUCAAUAUUUGAAGGCAAAACCAAAGAAUUACAUGUUUCACAAAGUACAGUGUGUAAUGACAGUGAAGACAUGCCUCCAAUAAUUGAGAAAGCAAAGAAAAAUAGCAAAGUUAAAAGAAGCAAGAGCAUGGAUGUCAACAAUGAAGGGUUUAUUCACAAACUGGUAAAAAAGGACCCUUUCCCAGACGAAUUGCUCAGUAUACUCAAAACAGACAUCCUACAGGCAAUUUCUCCAGAUUUUCCCACAAUGGCACAAACAGAAUGUCCUGAGUCACCAGGAAAACUAAGCCCAGCUAACAUUCCAAGUUAUCAAGAGGUAAAAGUCGCAGAAAAUGGCCAGGACUUAGUAAGUGCUUGUGUUAAUGAGCAAGAGAUACCAACUUUUCCCAAGUGCCCUGAAGUCUUCCACCCUGGAGCUGAAGGAGACAGUACAACAACAAAACCAGAUGGUUGUGAAAGCCUAAAUGCUUUGGAAAAUGAUGGCCACGCAAACACCACCAUAUCUGGGGAAUGUAUUGCCAUUAAAGAAAUAUGUGAUCCAUGCGAGGAUCUCUCAACUGCAAUCAAAAGUGAGACCACAAUUUAUCCCACGGAUGAAAAUGGCUCCCAGUGUGAGAGUUAUAAAGAUCCACCAAUAUGCCACAGUGGACUGAGAACUGACCUUAAAGAUCUCUUUGAUGAUGAAAACACAUUCUCCCAAUUAUUCCCAAGAAAUGAUGAAAUGAAAAGGAAAAAGUGUGCACGUGUUUAUGGAAAAAGUAAUAAAAAGCAGAAACAAAUGCCAAGCUUAGUUUCUGACUAUACUGUCUCAAACACAUUUUCUGAAAACAAUGACGAGCAUAAGAAGAAUCCAGACAAUAUAUUUGGCAGUGUGGAUGACCAUUGUGAAUAUGAAACAAUAUCACUUGAUGAUGCUAAAAUGCUUGAGAUGUGCCACAAGAGCACGCUUAAAACUUCCCCAAAGAAAGGUUUUCCACAAACUCCCAUAUCAGAUCAUCAGGUUGUGCAUGAAGACACUCAAGAAGUGAGAAUUAGUGACUUUUUAUGCCAUACAGAGGGUGCCAUUCUUAAACCUACAGUAAACUUAAAUGAAUCUGAAGACAACAAUAUAGACACAGGGUCAGAUGGCAAGAAAAACUGUACAUCUGAUGAGACUUGCCAGCUGCAGAUGGUCUGUGCUCAAGAUAAUGUCCCUCGCUACCCAAGCAUUGACAUUCAGAACUUUAGUACUACAUUUCAGCUCCCAGAAAUCCCACUGUUUGAGUCUGAAAGAGAUAUGUCUGUGGUUGAGGAAAUUGUGCCCAAGAAAUCCCUCAAGAAACCCACAGAACGCAGGAAUAGGAAACGAAUUGAGACUGGACUGAAGCCUAAGGACAAGCAGUACAAAUGCAAGGUGUGUUUCACAUGGUUCCUCACAUUAGGGGAGCUGGAUUUCCACAAGCUUUCUCACAAUCCUUCACCUCCUCCAACUUGUUAUAUGUGUGUCCAGCGCAAAUUUAGCUCACGGGAGCAACUUCGAGACCAUCUAAAGGAAAAGCAUGUCAAGAAUAAAGCAGGUGUCUGGACUUGUGGCAUGUGCUUAAAGGAAAUAUCGGAUGUUUGGAUGUACAACGAACACCUGCGGGAGCAUGCUACACAAUUUGCCCGAAAGGGUCAGUCUCAAAGUUCCCUAUUGGACAUGCCAGGUUGCUUCAUGCAGGAGAACGCUGUGAAGAACUUCAUCUCUUCAAUCAUGCAACAUCAGUCGAAAAAGUCUGUCAAAGGGGAGAAUGCCAAAUUAUCUAAGGAGGAGAGGAAAGCUUCUACGGAUGUCUCUGGAGUAGAACAAAAAUCCUCAGACACGGCUGAGCCUGAAAAUAUGAAGAGCAAAGUAGUAAGUGCUGGAGGAGGAAGCAAACAUAGUAUAUAUACACCCUUUGAAGUUCUUCCCAAAACAGACUCCACCGCAAAAAAUGUUGAAAUGCAUCCCAACUGCAAAGAUCCCUCACGGGAUUGUCACCACUGCGGCAAACAGUUUCCCAAACCAUUUAAGCUUCAGCGACACUUGGUGGUUCACAAUUUGCAAAAGAUUUUCAUGUGUCACAAAUGUCCAGUUUCAUAUCAGCAAGCCAAGGAGCUUAAAGAUCACCUAAAAAGUGAACAUGAGGAGGUGGAUGAGCCUGAUUCAAAGCACACUACCUUGUACACAUGUGAGCUCUGUGCUGAUGUUAUGCAUGUAAUUAAGAAGUCCUUCAUCUGCAGUACCUGCAACUAUACUUUCUCUAAGAAAGAACAGUUUGAUCGCCACAUGGAAAAACACCUGGCAGGAGGUAGCAAGAUAUUUAAGUUUAGGGGAGUGGUGAGACCCUACAAGUCUGAAGAGGAUGACAUUGAUAUGCCACCAGAUAAGAAGAGGAAGGUGCUGCCUGAGAAUUCUCAAGAAAACAGCUUGAGUGUUCCCAGCAUACAAAGUACAGACAUACAGAGUCAGAAACCAGUCAUAGACAACUAUGCAUGCAGCAGCACUGAUGAAGACAAACAGCCUACUGACACAAAUAAUACAAAUGUAAAAAUUGAGGACGUGGCAGAAGACCUAACUGGGGCUCUGGAAGAACUGAGGGAGCAUCAACCCCAAAUGACUUCUGCUGAAAACACCCUUAACACAGAAACAAUGACCAAGGUAGAAGAAAACGAUACCAAAGAGAUUGGUACAGAUUUCAAAGGUUCCCUGACUAAUAUCUGUGAUGUUAAAGUUGAAGAUGAUUGUGGAGCAAUUCAGACCACAUCAACAACAACAAUUCUAAAUGAGAGUAGUGUCCUUGAUAACAAGAUCAAAGAAUACCCAGAUUUGGUAAAUGCAGAUGAGAUGGAGGCAGAUUCAGAUCCGUGCAUUUUGCAAUUUCCUAAUCAAACAACUAAAAGCAUGAAAAGCCAUCAAACAGAAGACCUGUUCCCUAAAGGGGACUACAGUCCCAAUGUUAUCGAACUGCCAUCAUUACCCUGUGAAAUAAAUCAACUCAGGCAGGACCAGAUAAAUGAAUGUACAUCUACAGGGAGAAAUGAAAAUGAACAAGUCAUGAACAACAUUGAACAGCCAGUAUGUGUUCCGGGAAAAGAAAGAACAUCUGUUAAAUCAGAGGACAACAUUAAACAAAGCCUUCACAAUAUUACAAAGCCCGGAAGCAUUGGCAUCACAGAUGCUGCAGGUGUAAAUCAUGCCAAGAUUUCCCUUAGCUCCAUUACAGCCAAAGAAAAGGACUGUUUGAAACUGAAAAAAAGGAAAGAUCUCAAGACGAUGCCAAGUUCGCCAAGGACAACAUCCACUGUUACACGUGAGAAUCUUGGAAUUGAGCAAAAAGUUAAAAAGAAAUUUCGCACCAACAAAUGUGAGAGACUUGCUGGUCAAAGAAAAGGUGACAUCUCUAUUGACUAUCCUGUGCUCACAUCAGUAAAGGAUGAAAUGUCCAGUAACAAAAUUGUCUCGAAGCACAAAAUCGGAACUCUGGACCUACAACCAAAGAGAGGCUCUGACAAUUUUUCACCCAAGAAAGGAGAGCUCAUUCGUCAUUUGAAUUGGGAUUGCAGAGGGAAGAAAGGUGUACCUGGUAGAGCCAUUCAUUCUGCCACCUCUAAGGUGUCAGUAACCUCCCUGAACAAUUCAUUUAACAAAUCCCGUCCCAAGCUUGGGGUCAAGUCUGUAGACACGCAAUCUUAUCAUACUGCGGAGUCACACAACAGCCUCCUUAGCAAGCUAUUUGGCCAAAGACUCACUGGUUUUAAGAUUCCAUUAAGGAAGGACACUUCUGAAUCCAUUAACUGACAAUUAGAUGCUACUAAGGAGGAGGGAACUAUGUUAUCCACUAGUUGGCCAAGACAAUUUUGUAAAUGAGAAUGAGAUUGUAUGCCCCUCCUCUCAGAAAUAUAAUAUUUUUUAAUUAGUCACUUUAUUACCUUGUAUCUUUUUGUAAAUGUUUUUACAUGCUGGUGAGGACAUGUGAUUAAAGUUUAUAAAUAUGAAAUGAACUAGCUGGUUUGCCAGCCAACCUUUACAAAAAAAAAAACUUUAUUUUCUCUACCUUGAAGUUACAGAGUUUGUAUUUCAUGAAAAAAAUGAAAAAUAAUGGGAAAAAACAGUACUUGAAAGUUAACUGAGAUUUUUUUUCUCAAAUUAUGCAUGACACAAUCACCAUGUGUUGUAGAUGGGUUUUAUUUUAUUUUUCUUUUCCGCAACAGUACCAAAUGUUAUUCCAUUUCUGAACUACAUCAGUGUGCCUUUUUUGUACGCUUCAAAGAAUUACGCCUUUAUACUAAAUACUUACUGUAUUGCAGUGACAUUCAGUGUAUUAGCUUUUGUAUAAGCAUAAUUGGUGCUAUAUUAUUUUGAUUCUUUAUGUAAUGUGAACAUAAAUGUCCUCUAACUGAAGGGAACAUGUAGCGGAUACAUUCAUCAAAUCAUUCUUGCUGGUACUCUGUAGUUUCUAGGGGAAAUUAUAAAACAUACUGUGCAGAAAGAAAAGGGUUGAAAAGUUUUUAUUUGGUCUCCUCAAAAAAAGGGGGUAUUGGGAAGGAUCUUUUUCAUGACUAAAUUCAGUAUAAUAUCUGUUUGAUUUGAUGAACUCAGGUGCUAACAAGGAAAACUCUUGCGCAUGAACCCCUUUUUAGGAAUUCCUCUCAUGCACUGAUGUUACUACAUACCAAAUCCACAAUCAGUUAGCUAGAUGUCAUCCAAAUGUUUUAUUAUUAUUACUUUUAUUUACUAGAACACAAAAGGUGCUUUAUCUUGUUUAUAUGUAUCUUAUAUUGUAUUAUAUUGUAGGUAGAUUAUUUCUGGUGCAAUGCAUAAUGUCAAAGUUCUAUUUUAAUAAUGUGCAACAGAUGAAGAGAAUGAGAAAAGGGAAUUGCUAAGCCAAGCAAAGGCUUAUAAGUGGUUCACAAAAUGCCUCAUAUAAAGUUGGUUAUUAAAAAUC